This is a messenger RNA of Ictalurus furcatus (blue catfish), 4703 nucleotides long. Its product is annotated as zinc finger protein 850-like. Gene Ontology annotation, molecular function: RNA polymerase II cis-regulatory region sequence-specific DNA binding; DNA-binding transcription factor activity, RNA polymerase II-specific. NCBI's taxonomy places the organism in Eukaryota, Metazoa, Chordata, Actinopteri, Siluriformes, Ictaluridae. The transcript has 7 exons. The record is from RefSeq and is a predicted model, not a curated record. Gene Ontology annotation, biological process: regulation of transcription by RNA polymerase II. Bases 234 to 3725 code for a protein of 1163 amino acids.
UUUUGCUGAUUGAUGAGCUGAGCUCUCCGACUCUACUAAUCAUCUUUACAUUCAAAUAUUUCUGACAGGGUUUUACCUCCACAGUUCCAUCUGAUCCGUUGUGGGUGUAUUUGAGGAGGUUAACUGCGUUCUGCUGUAAAGAUCAAGAUUUGAGGGGUGUCCUGUCUCCUCCUGUUGUCCUCUUUCCUACACAUCAUAACUUAACCUCCACAAGAAUAUCAAGCAUUUCAACUAUGAUGAAGUCAGAAGAGAUUAAAUGUGAGCAUCUGGAACCUGUGGAGAGCUGCAGUAGUGAACAAAUCUCUGAUACUUUCCACUCUAAGAUCUCUCGCAGACGAGUGCGGGAAAAAAAUUACCACUGCUCAAUGUGUGGAAAGAGUUUCGAUCGAGAGAGUUUUCUCAGAAAGCAUCAGCGGAUUCACACAGGAGAGAAACCGUAUCAGUGCUCACAAUGUGGGAAGAGUUUCAGUCAGAAGAGUCAUGUCAGUCAGCACCAGCGCAUUCACACAGGAGAGAAACCGUUUCAAUGCUCGGAGUGUGGGAAGAAGUUUACCUGGCAGAGAGAUGUCCAGCGACACCAGCGCAUCCACACAGGGGAGAAACCGUAUCAGUGUUCAGACUGUGGGAAGAAGUUUACCUGGCCGAUAGCCCUCCAGCGACACCAGCAUAUUCACGCUGGAGAAAAGCCGCAUCAGUGUUCACAUUGUGAGAAGAGCUUUAGUGAGACACGUCUUCUCAUAAAUCAUCUCCUAGUUCAUACUGGAGAGAAACCAUUUCACUGCUCAGAGUGUGGUAUGAGUUUUAGGCUGAAGAUUCAUCUCCAAAAACACCAACGCAUUCACACUGGAGAGAAACCAUAUAACUGCCUAGAGUGUGGGAAGAGUUUUACACGAAAGACUGGUCUCCAAAUACACCAACGCAUUCACACUGGAGAGAAACCGUAUCAGUGCUCACAGUGUGCAACAAAGUUUACUACCCUGAAUCAUCUACAACAACAUCAGCGCAUUCACACUGGAGAGAAACCGUUUCACUGCCGAGAGUGUGGGAAGAGUUUUACACAAAAGUCUAGUCUCCAAAUACACCAACGCAUUCACACUGGAGAGAAACCGUAUUUCUGUCUAGAGUGUGGGAAGAGUUUUAGUCGAGAGGACUCGCUUCAAAUACACCAACGCUUUCACACUGGAGAGAAACCGUAUUACUGUUCACAGUGUGCAAAGAACUUCACUACCCUGAGUCACCUCCGCCAACACGAGCGCAUUCACACUGGAGAGAAACCGUAUCAAUGCUCGGAGUGUGGGAAGAGUUUUACUAUCCUGAGUGAUCUCCGAAAACACCAGCGUGUUCACACGGGAGAGAAACCGUACCCGUGCCUAGAGUGUGAGAAAAGUUUUAGCCGAGAUGACGCACUCCAAGUACACAAACGCAUUCACACUGGAGAGAAACCUUAUUCCUGCUCACAGUGUGCAAAGAACUUUACUACCCUGGGCAAUCUCCGUAAACACCGGUGCACUGGUACAGGAGAGAAAUCAGAUGUGAGAACUUCAAUUUCAAAACAGAAAUAUGUCAUAGCCCUGAGGGGUUUUACCUCCACAGUUCCAUCUGAUCCGUUGUGGGUGUAUUUGAGGAGGUUAACUGCGUUCUGCUGUAAAGAUCAAGAUUUGAGGGGUGUGCUGUCUCCUCCACUUGUCCUCUUUCCUACACGUCAUACAUUUAUCUCCAGAAGAAUAUCAAGCGUUUCAACUAUGAUGAAAUCAGAAGAUAUUAAAUGUGAGGAUCUGGAACCCGUGGAGAGCUGCAGUAGUGAACAAAUGCUAUCUAAUACUUUCCAUACUAAUGUCUCUCACAGACAAGUGCAAAAAGUAAUUCACCACUGCUCACUGUGUGGGAAGAGUUUCAGUCGGAAGACGUAUCUCAGACAGCAUCAGCGGACUCACACGGGAGAGAAGCCCUAUCACUGCUCACAAUGUGGGAAGAGCUUCAGUCAGAAGAGUCAUGUCAAACAACACCAGCGCAUCCACACAGGAGAGAAACCGUAUCGAUGCUCAGAGUGUGGGAAGAAGUUUACCUGCCAGAGUCACCUCCAGCGACACCAGCGCAUUCAUGCAGGAGAGAAACCGUAUCAGUGUUCACAUUGUGAGAAGAGGUUUAGUGAGAGAGGUUUUCUCAUAAAUCACCUCCGAGUUCAUACAGGAGAGAAACCGUAUCAGUGCUCAGAGUGUGGGAUGAGUUUUACACAGAGGAGUAAUCUCCAAAAACACCAACGUAUUCAUACAGGAGAUAAACCGUAUAACUGCCUGGACUGUGGGAAGAGUUUUACACAAAAGUCUACUCUCCAGAUACACCAACGCAUUCACACUGGAGAGAAACCGUAUUACUGCUCACAGUGUGCAAAGAACUUCACUACCCUGAGUAAUCUCCGAAAACACCAGCGCGUUCACACUGGAGAGAAAACAUUUCACUGCUCGGAGUGUGGGAAGAGUUUCAGGACACACAGAAAUUUUCAGCAACACAAGCACAUUUACACGGCGGAGAACGAGGACCUACAGUUCUCAACAGAAAGUGUGGGUUUUACCUCCACAGUUCCAUCUGAUCCGUUGUGGGUGUAUUUGAGGAGGUUAACUGCGUUCUGCUGUAAAGAUCAAGAUACAAGUGGUGUCCUGUCUUCUCCUGCUGUCUUUUUUCCCACCUGUACUCUUCCUCUAAAUUUACUUCUGAAAGAACCUCAAGAUCAAAAUAAGAUGAAGGCAAACCAAAUGAAAUGUGAGAAUCUGGAACCAACAGAGAGCUCCAGCAGUCUCCAAAGGUCCUCUGGUACUUUCCACACCGGCCCCUCUCUCGGACGAGUCCAAAAAGACGUUCACCGGUGUUCACAGUGUGGAAAGAUCUUCAGUCAGAAGUGCAAUCUCAAACAACACCAGCACGUUCACACGGGAGAGAAGCCGUAUCCAUGUUCGCACUGCGGGAAGAGUUUCAGCCUGAAGAGUACGCUCAAACAACACCAGCGAACGCAUACGGGAGAGAAGCCGUAUCGGUGUUCGCACUGCGGGAAGAGCUUUACGCAAACGACUCAUCUCCAGCAACACCAGCGCAUUCACACUGGAGAUAAACCGUAUCACUGCUUAGACUGUGGGAAGAGUUUUAGUCGAGUAGGAACCCUCCAGGUCCACCAGCGCCUUCACACUGGAGAGAGGCCGUAUUACUGCUCGCUCUGUGGGAAGUGUUUUAGCGAGAGAGGCACACUCGUCCAACACCUGCGAAUUCACACCGGAGAGAAACCUUACCACUGCUUGCAGUGCGGGAAGAGUUUUGUUGGAAAGAGCAAUCUCAAACAACACCAGCGUAUUCACUCGGGAGAGAAGCCAUAUCCGUGCUCGUACUGCGGGAAGAGUUUCACACAGAGGGGUAAUCUCCGGAAGCACCUGCGUAUUCACACGGGAGAUAAACCGUACCACUGCUCGGAGUGUGGGAAGAGUUUCACACAAGGAACCGAUCUCCAAGUGCACCAACACAUUCACACCGGGGAGAAGCCCUACCACUGUUCAGCAUGCGCCAAGAGCUUCACCAGUUACAGUAAUUUCCACCAGCACCAGCGCAUCCACACCGGAGAGAAACCGUACCCGUGCUCACGGUGCGGGAAGAGCUUUAGGACCCACAGAAAUCUACAGCGACACCAGCACGUCCACGCAGCUGAGAACGAGGACGUUUGUAGUGUGAUCGUUAACUAGUUCUGUCCUCAAUACUUUAUUCUGGGUCAAAUGAUAUCUCUGAUCAACUCUAUACUGGAGAUUCCAGUGGUGAAUUUCGUUCGUUCCCUUCCGAUUACUCUAUGAAUUAUGCAGCUGUGGAUUUUAUACGGUGUGGAACAUAACAAUGCGUAUUUAAUAUUAUAUUCUUAACGCAUGCCCACGUUGAAUAUUAUCUGGUACGUUGUUUGAAUUCUAAAGCAGAACGGUCAGAUAGUCGGUGUAUAUAAUUGUUAGACAUUUGAAUAUCCGUGCAUUAAGAGAAAUUGGUUAAUUGGUUGAUUUAAAAGUCAUGUGAGUAUUUGUUAUGAACAUGUUGGUGAAUAAGACGUUCCUGCACCGUGACGGUAAGAUGAACACCGUAGUAGUUUUUUUAACAGGAAAUAUAAAAGGGAUGUCUGCGGUUUCACUGAAAUGUCUGAUAAUCCUAAAUCAUUGUAGUUCGUUUACCUCAAUAAGGAAAGGAUGUAAAUGCUGCGUGCUUGCUUUGCCGUUAGUUCAGUGCCUUCACUUUAUGGUCCUUUCCACCACUGAUGUUGUUAUUUUUAUUUUUUUUUCAUGAGCUUGAUGAGGUAACGUGUAUUUCUGGCCUCAGGGCUGUAAAUAGUGAUCUGUUAAAACUAAUACCUCCUGUUGGAACCUGCUAAGAUGGCUCAAGAUGGCGGUUCAGGCCUCGGUCAUGAUGAGCUUUAUGAAAACACUGUAUCUCAGGCUUUACAGUAUCUUCAUUCUUUCUUUAGCUUACCUUCAUUACUCUAUAACUUUUCCAGUCCUUCCAGGAUUCUGCGAUCGCAGAGAUUAACCCAAAGUCAAGCCAACUCCAGUUUUUCAGAGUUACUACAGAUUCGGGCUGAGACGCGUCACAUAAUUUCUUAUUCACGUGCGGUUGCAAUUUCUCCAGUUCAAGUAGUUUUCCACAAAAAAAAAGGCGCAACAAACUGCAAAUUGCAUCAUCGCAAA